Solea senegalensis (Senegalese sole) is the source of this 3249-nucleotide messenger RNA. RefSeq names its product c-mer proto-oncogene tyrosine kinase a (gene mertka). NCBI's taxonomy places the organism in Eukaryota, Metazoa, Chordata, Actinopteri, Pleuronectiformes, Soleidae. The record is from RefSeq and is a predicted model, not a curated record. The transcript is spliced from 19 exons. Gene Ontology annotation, biological process: multicellular organism development; cell surface receptor protein tyrosine kinase signaling pathway; cell migration. The coding region runs from base 52 to 2946 and encodes 964 amino acids. Gene Ontology annotation, cellular component: signaling receptor complex. Gene Ontology annotation, molecular function: protein binding; ATP binding; transmembrane receptor protein tyrosine kinase activity.
UCCUGUGACGCGUGGAGAAAGGUAAACUCUUGCCUCCUCUCUGCUCUCUUCAUGAAACCUCGGCUGAAUCAACAACGACGAAGCCGCUCUUCGAGUGUGGGAUGUAGGGUUUGUGUUUUUCUUUAUGUGGCUGCGUGUAAAAUAAAGAAGUGGACGUUUUGUGAAGUGUUGCGGGACAGAACGCGGAGCUCCGCAGGUCCGGUGGUGGUCAUGGCAAAGAAGAGGUCAACUCCAGGCUGGUUUGGACUUUUUCUCUCUGCAACGACUUUUCUCUUUCUAACGAGGAAUCCAGUGAGCGCCCGAGUUCCACGGUAUUACCUGAGCCCCGAUCAGCUGAGGCAGCUGCACUUCAAGCCCACCGUCAGCUCCAUCCAGCUCUCUGAGGGCCACGAGACGAAGUUCAAUUGCUCGAUUGACAUCCCAGACACCAGGCUGGAGCCCACCAUCAUCUGGAUGAAGAAUGGCCAGGACCUCACGGCAAACGGUCAGGUCGUCAUCAAUGAACUUCAGACCAUCACAGACGGGGUUACAACUCUCCUCUCCACUGUCAGCAUCAAAGUGCAGAGACUGGACGCUGGGGAGUAUCGCUGCAGACUCAGUAUUGGCAACACACUUGUAGAGUCUCAACCCAUUUUUGUGGAGGUCAAUGGUCUGCCGACAUUUAUUCAUCAACCCGAGGAAAGGAAUGUGACAAGAAAUACAGCCUUCACGAUGUCCUGUGAAGCCGUGGGACCCCCAGACCCCGUUCAGAUCCGCUGGCUCCGCAAUGGAUUACCGGACAGUGACUUUCAUAGCUCUCCCAGCACCUUCUCUGUGUCAGGCGUGGACAAGUACACACAGUUCAGCUGUGAGGCCUACAACGCCAAGGGCGUCUCCACCUCCAGAGAAGCAAGUAUCAACAUCAAAGUGCUUCCCAGUCCUGUGGCUAAUGUUACCGUGGUGGAAACCCAUUCCAAUAAGUUGAUAUUGAGCUGGAGACCUGGCCACGAUGGCUUCUCUCCACUCACCAAAUGCCACAUCAGGGUUAAAGAGGUGAGUCGGCGGAAGGGGGAAGUGAUGACCACCAGGUUCAUCAACAUCACUGCGCCGCCGUUCCAGUGUGAAGUCCCGGGGCUCAAAGCUUUGACGUCAUACAACAUGAGUGUUUCCUGCAGCAACGAAGUGGGAGCCUCUCCUUUCAGCUCGUGGAUCCACAGCAGCACCACAGAAGGAGUGCCUUCGCUUUAUCCCCGAAACGUCACCAUACAGCGGAAUGAGUCAUGGCUGGUGAUCAGGUGGAAGCCUCCUCCAGAAGAUAAGAUAAAUGGCGUUCUGCGCGGUUACGAUGUUAUCGUCAGACACGGCACACAGGAGAAAAAAAUCCACAGUUACAAAACCAUGGUCUUUGUACCGGUGCUGGAGUUCAACACAACCUACAGUGUGGAAGUGGCUGCUUGCACACAGGCAGGAAGCGGCAUGGUCAGCCCACGGGUCUGGCUGUUUGUGCCAGAGGACAAAUCAGUGGUGUCCCCAUCGUCCAGCCCGGACACUGGGGUUCCACACUCUGUCCAUGUUGUUCUGGGAGUGGUGUGUAGCUUCUGUCUCCUGCUUAUUAUCCUCUGGGCUGGUAUCUGCAUACACAACCGGAGCUCUGAAUCCUGGUUUGGGCAAGUGUUUGGAGUUGGAGAGAAGCCGCAGCCUGUUGUACAAUACAAACCCCAAAGAUCCUACAAUCGACCGGUCAUAGGAGUCACACUUGGGAACCUAGGUGUUAGUGAUGAUCUCCAGGCCAAACUUCAGGACGUGAUGGUCAUGAGGAACCUGCUCUUGAUAGGGAAGAUUCUUGGAGAGGGUGAAUUUGGCUCAGUGAUGGAGGGACAUUUAAGACAACCGGAUGGGACAUCGGAAAAAGUUGCAGUCAAGACAAUGAAAUUGGACAGCUUCUCUCAAAGGGAGAUUGAAGAAUUCCUGAACGAGGCGGCCUGCAUGAAAGAUUUCAACCACCCUAACGUCAUCAGACUGCUCGGUGUGUGCUUGGAAGUUGGCUCAGGACAUUUUCCCAAGCCCAUGGUCAUUCUGCCAUUCAUGAAAUACGGAGAUCUGCAUAGCUUCCUUCUCCGCUCACGCCUUGGAGAGAGUCCAAUGUUUUUGCCCACUCAGACACUCCUAAAGUUCAUGGUUGACAUUGCUUUGGGUAUGGAGUAUCUCAGUGGGCGCAACUUCCUACACCGUGACCUGGCGGCUCGCAACUGCAUGCUGCGUGAUGAUAUGACAGUGUGUGUAGCGGACUUUGGGUUAUCCAAGAAGAUCUACAGUGGAGAUUAUUACAGACAAGGCAGAAUAGCCAAGAUGCCUGUGAAAUGGAUAGCGGUAGAGAGUCUUGCCGACAGAGUUUUCACCGUCAAAAGUGACGUGUGGGCAUUUGGUGUUACCAUGUGGGAGAUUUCUACACGAGGCAUGACUCCCUACCCUGGCAUCCCAAACCAUGAGAUUUACGACUACCUUGUGGAAGGACACAGACUGAAACAACCAGCAGACUGUUUGGAUGAGCUAUAUGAGAUCAUGUACAGCUGCUGGAGGGCAGAUCCACUGGACCGACCUGCCUUUACCCAACUUCGAGAAAUGUUGGACAAGCUCACCGAAAAGCUCCCAGAGUCUUCCAGCAGGGACGAUAUCAUUUAUAUUAACACCAGUUUUCCUGAAGAGGACCCUGAUGGGGAAACACCUCAUGCUGGACACCCUGUGUUCAGCUCCUCCCCUUCCUGCAGCCAUCGGGCAGCAGAAAAUGCCGUUGUCACUGUGGACAUUCACGAGGGCCGGGAGGAUGAGGAGGAUGAUCGUUAUGUGGUGGCAAUCUCCUCUGACCCUUCUCUGAGAUCUCCUGCCGCGGACACUCCUCUUUUGUGGAGUGAUGGUGACGUGACAGUGAUGGUGCACAGCUCAUGCGAUACGUCUCGUCUGCUGUAAUGAUUGGUACCCAGAAGUUCAGAACUGUGAUAAAACUGCCACCAUAAUGCAUCAGUACUAAACACGUUGCCUUUUUACACUGGGAGCACCUGGAUGUUUUCUAAUGUGGGCUAUAGUGUUCUUAUUUAAGCAGCUUGUGCCUUACUUGGACAGCCGAUACAUCAGUGUUAGAAAUGUCUGUUUUAAUGAACAUGUUCCAAUAAGCUUAAAAUACAUUGAACUGUGAAACUGUUGAACUGAAUUGAAAUUUUAUCUUGUAAAUAUAAAAAUGUACAGAAUGUUUAUAAAGUGAUUUUAUAUGUA